This is a messenger RNA of Cercospora beticola, 1751 nucleotides long. RefSeq names its product glutathione S-transferase family protein. The record is from RefSeq and is a predicted model, not a curated record. NCBI's taxonomy places the organism in Eukaryota, Fungi, Ascomycota, Dothideomycetes, Mycosphaerellales, Mycosphaerellaceae.
CCUGAUGACAACCGCGCAAGAUGCACAGUUUCAGUGAAGCAUCGUCGACGAAGGGUUUGUCCCCGGUCUCGACCAUCUAUUCCAAGCCAUCCAGCAGUACUUCCACGAAUCCAUCAACGAGGCCACCAUCGAAACGAAGGAAGCAGUCAUUCCAUGCUUCGUCUCUGGCUUUUUCGUUUGUGUGUAAGCUGCUAGCGGUGUCAAAUCCGCCUCCUCCGAUGCUCGAGAAACCAAAAUCAUCUGGCGCCUCCGUGGUGUCCGUGGAACGACAAGCCCUAUCACCGAUUUGUGUUUACGGAGACAUUACAGGACCACAGCUCUGUAAAGUCGUCGUGAUCCUCAAGGAGCUGCACCUUCCUUAUAUCCUGAAAGUGGUUGAUGUAGGAGCCAUCAAAGAGGACCCUAAUUCUGCACCAUGCGAGCUUAUACGCGGUGGACCGGCUAUGGAAGAUCCUAAUACUGGUAUCGUACUCUGGGAGUCUGGAGCCAUAGUGGACUAUCUCGAAGAAAUGUACGACAAAGUCAACAAGCUACGCUAUACUUCAUUUCCAGAAGUCUGGCAUACCAAGCAAUGGGCCUGGCAUCAAUUUGGAGGCCAUGAAUCUUUAAUGGGACAAGAAAGCUUCAUUUCUACACACGAAUUCUACGGCGACAUGGUACGCGGAACCCUCGCGACCAUCGAGAACCAUCUAGGAGCGACCGGCAAUCUCUAUCUUAUUGGCGAUCGUAUCACAUAUGCGGACCUAUUAUACGUGGCGUCGAGAGAAGCGAUAUCAACAACCUUGAUGCGGAGCUUCGUCGAGAAUUUUGAGGUCGAGUGGCGACGGGAAUGGCCAAGGACUUACGAUUGGUAUCAGCGUUUGUUGAUGAGGGAUUCGGUCAAAAAGACCUUCCAGGAGAGGUUCGAGAUUAUGGAAGAACGAGGGUGGAAUGAUUGAGCUCGAUGGAACACUGAAGAGCAGGUGCUCUGUUGCUUCGAAAUGGGUGCGGCAGCACCAUAAUCAUUGCGCUAUCCUGGUUGAAUCUGCGCAUCAUUUGGAAUCUGGACUCCCUUCCCGGAGGAUUCGAAUCGACGUGGACCUGCAUCUCAGAAGCGAUGCGAUAUCAAGGUUCCGCGAAAACACAACACAGAUGUACCGCAUCACCUGACCACCACCACUCAGGACAAAACUUGGGAUGGACGGAAUCCUUGUAUUCAAUGUCGUGCGGCGCUCAGCCGAAGGCCAUUGUUCCCCAUUAAGCCGCAUUAGCCAUGGCCCUCGUCGGAUCGCGGCAACAGUGGCAUGCAUUCGAUAACGCAUCUCAGAGUGCAUUCUUCUCUGAACUUUCAGCCCCAUUGACAAGGUCGCGGAAAGAUACAUGUGUUCUGGAGGCCUCGUUCAAAUUGAGAGACUGAGCACUGCAGAGCAAGACAUCAGUGAUGCCCUCCAUUGUCGUGUCCAUGAUCAAAUCACCGAGACCUUCAAGAGCGCGACCCGUCGACAGGGACACUAUUUACGCCUAGGCCACAUUGGGGAAUCUAAUGGGCACCUCCCAGCAUCGCAGCCACGUCAGGCGUAGGAAACAUAGGUUUUCAGGCUUCGCACCAAGAUUUUGUUCGUAAGGGUGGGAAAAGGGUGAUGCUGGAAGUACUUUGCUUCGUCACGAUCGCAACUGCAGAAGCUUUGUGCCGACCUGUUGCAGUCUGCAUGCGCCGAGAGAGAAGAGGAGCUGUGUGGCGUGCAAAUCUUCCGGACUUCGUGAAGAAAUGG